Molecule: messenger RNA, 2313 nt
Organism: Capronia epimyces CBS 606.96
Lineage: Eukaryota; Fungi; Ascomycota; Eurotiomycetes; Chaetothyriales; Herpotrichiellaceae
Exons: 4
Coding region: 1-2313 (770 amino acids)
Source: RefSeq, a predicted model, not a curated record
AUGGCAAGAGUCAAGCAAAAGGUGGCAAAGAAUGGGGCUGGGGGCGCCUUGACCCGUGGAGGGCAAGCUGCAAAGCAAAGAAACAAACACAAAGUGGUUAUGGAAGACACCUCUAAAGAGAAGAACAAGCUGCGGAGCGUGAUCACCUUCCGCGCGGAUCCCCCUCCAGGCUAUACAUUCAUACCUGCUGGAAAUCCAGAACUCACAGCUGCGCUCAAGGAGUUUGCACGCAGAGGCGACAACAAAAUUUUUGCUGUUACGACUACGCCACAUGCCGAUCGCCAUGAACUCUCAAGGGAAGUACAUCGUGUUGGCUUUCAUUUUCCCACCAGUGUUGUUGCCCAGGUCUGUGCGCAUUAUGGCAUUCGUCUUACCAGCGGAGGCAAGGUCAUCGAUGAAACAAAGGAUGACAAACUCUUCAUGCAAGUCUAUCAAAACCCUGGACAUCGCCCUGUUGAAGGAGAAAAGGACCAGGUCACCAUCAACACCGAGGCCAAGCAGACCAUCAAAGAUCUGUUUCCCAACAUUCCAGACAAGGACCUGUUUCAGAUUAUCAAGACUGCCUUCCAAAAAGGCGACAACAAAGUUGGUACUGCGGAUGAGAUACCUCUUGUCCGUAGAGCACAACUUUCUGUCGUCGCUCAUAUUCGACAUAUGUAUACUCAGUAUGACAAGCUCCUGCGAAAAGUGCCGUACAACGACGCCCGCCACAUGGUCGAGCAAGAUACCCUCAAGAAGCUGAUCGAAUGGCGUGGCGACGAAGAAACUACGGAUGAAGCCACCCAACGUGCAGCCGAUGAUCUUCUUAGAGAAGUCAUCGUCAUUUCUGACGAAGAAGACAGCGACACCCAGUCGGAUGAUGUCCAACAAGUUCGUCACGACAAUGUGCAAGUCGAAGAGCUUCCAAGCGCCGCUUAUGGUCUGGGUUCAAGCCGACCUCGAUCUCCUUUGUCUCGGCUGUAUCGUGAGGAUGCCAUCCAGGACCGCCAUUUCCUACCACCCGUUGUGCACCGGUACAAACCCACUGAUGACGAAAUCGCCCAGAGGGAUCGCAGUAGGUAUGCUGUCUGGGACCAAGCCAAGCGCGAUUAUCGUUCUAGAAUAGCCGAAAGACCGGUCGCCGUUCUCGACAGGAUCUAUGAGCCCGAACUGCCAACCUCUCGCAUUCUCAUCCCACUCGACGACCCUGCGUAUCCUCCGAGACUGCAGGAUCCUCCUGUGUCAAUGGCCAGAUUGGAUUAUGAGCCCCGUCCCAUCCGCCAGCCGAAUCCACCAACGUUCAUCCGAAGCGAAGAUGGAACUUUGUACGAACGAAUUGCCACACGACCCAACGAAAUUUUACCUGACAGAGCGACGCGAUACGACGAGCGCACAUCUGCAGCAAUAUUGCCACCCGGAACGAGGGUAAGAACUCGGCCUUCUUCGCCCCAAGGCUACCUCUAUCGAGACCAUCGCCAUGGUGGAAAUCCUGAAGCAGGAGAUGCUACAGUUCUUCCUUCGAUUGAGGGCCCUGAUGGAUCCUACUUAUCUCCCCGCUCCCGCCAGAAUCCUUUCAACAGCCACCCGGAAUCUCGUGAGACUAACGUAGCACGAGAAGACGGUCGCGGUUUCCGGGAUGUUGCGUUUGUUGACCUUACAGGUAGUGUGGAGCAGUCUUCCAAGAGACGUCGAUUUGCAGAAAUUCCCGCGCUGCCAGAAUACCGGAUUGCUAGACGAGACUCUCCCGAGAGGCAUCGUGAGCACCUCUACAUGCCGCAAUCUCAAACAGGGCGUACCCGUACUGAAACUCGCGUCAUUGAUUACGGUGAGCUGCGCUCAAGCCCAGGACGUCAACCACUAGCCCCUUCCUUGGAACACCUCAGAUACGUUGAACGCCAGUCUGUCUAUGAUAAUCGUGAUCCCAACCCCAGUGGCACAUCCACCCAUCAAGCUUUCCCAGCUGUUCAGGGCAGUCGCGAGAUGCCAGCUGGGCAGUCUCGCUAUCCUGCUCAACAUCAGGGUUCUAUGCGCUCAGAUGGAUUUGAGGCCAACACGCCGAGGCGGUUGGAACAAUCCUUUCCGAAUCCUACACACCGCGUGUAUGAACCCGUUCUCGAUUCUCGCGGCUAUGAGAAUCGGAACGCCAUGGAUCGCAAUGGAGCCAUUCGUGAGCACUAUGCAGAAUCCGUUCCCCAAGACUCUCGCACACGGUAUGUGUAUCAUAGUGGGUCCAUUCUUCAUGAACCUGUCGAAGAUUUGUCACGUCAGCGUGUCCUCGAGCACGAGUAUCGGCCAGCAGCCAUUACAGGACAUUUCGCCCACUUUGAUCGAUGA